Molecule: messenger RNA, 4713 nt
Organism: Scaptodrosophila lebanonensis
Lineage: Eukaryota; Metazoa; Arthropoda; Insecta; Diptera; Drosophilidae
Gene: fz2
Product: frizzled-2
Exons: 6
Coding region: 704-2815 (703 amino acids)
Biological process (GO): canonical Wnt signaling pathway; non-canonical Wnt signaling pathway
Cellular component (GO): plasma membrane
Molecular function (GO): Wnt receptor activity; Wnt-protein binding
Source: RefSeq, a predicted model, not a curated record
CCAAUAGGUUCAGGCCAAAACAAUGAUGCGAGUAAAUACAAACACAAAUAAAAUAAUCAACAACAAAAUCCGUUAGUCGCUGGUGCAAAACGAUUCGAAUAAUCCAAAGCAAGUGAUCCGAUCCGUUCCGUAUACGACACAACCAUAUAUAUAAUUAUACAUACAUAAGUGCAAUAACAAAUACAUAUUUAUACUACUCGUUCAUAUAUACAUACUAUAUAUGCCAUAUAUCAAAUAUUUCUGCUAAAUAAAUACAACAGUAGAAGCGGAUUCCCCCUCAAGCAGAGACGGCACGAAAAUUUAAAUAUUUAAUCAAGCGGAUGUGCAAUCCCUUAAGCUGCCUAAAACAACAGUAACAACAACGAUAUUGCUGACUUUCUUCUGGUUUAUUGACUGCAGCGACGGCGAGUUCUAGCGUCACUGCUUUUGGAUGCAACGCUGGGUAUAGAAAUAUUUGUGGGACAGCGACAAAGUCUUGAACUUGUAUGAACACGCCAACAGCAGAGAACACAGUAUGGAUCAAAUGCUACUACUCCACGUCAGUUGUCGAGCGUUGACAAUUUGACGCGACGCAGUGGAAACUCGUCAAGUUCGUAAAACUUUGCGCAUUGGACAAAGCGCUGCCAAGGCAGACGCAACACGCUGCAGCCGCAGGAAGCUGAACCACCAACGAACAACCCAGAGGAUAAGCAACACAAACAAAAUGAAAACGAUGGCAACCCACACACAAUUAGCGGCAGCAACUCCCAGCUGGCAUACAAGUAGAUCAGUGCGGAGCAUGCUUUGCCUGCUGCUCCUUGGAGCAAUGGCUCGAGCUGACAGCCCACAGCACAUGACGGAUAAUGGAGGUGGCUUGGGGGGCCACAUGGGUGGCAUGGGCAUGGUUCCACACUCCAUGGAGGUGAGUCCGGCGCCGGGCUAUGGCGUGCCUGCCAUACCCAAGGACCCCAACUCGCGCUGCGAGGAGAUCACGAUACCAAUGUGUCGCGGCAUUGGCUACAACAUGACCUCGUUUCCCAACGAGAUGAACCACGAGACACAGGACGAGGCGGGCCUGGAGGUGCAUCAGUUUUGGCCGCUGGUGGAGAUCAAGUGCUCGCCCGACUUAAAGUUCUUCCUCUGCUCAAUGUACACGCCCAUCUGUCUGGAGGACUAUCACAAGCCGCUGCCAGUGUGUCGCUCGGUUUGCGAGCGUGCGCGCUCCGGCUGCGCCCCCAUCAUGCAGCAGUACAGCUUCGAGUGGCCGGAGCGAAUGGCCUGCGAGCAUUUGCCGUUGCACGGUGAUUCCGAGAAUCUGUGCAUGGAGCAGCCCUCGUAUACGGAGGCGGGCAGUGGCGGCAGCGGCUCAGGCGGCAGUGGUUCGAGUGGCAGCUCUGGCGGCGGAAAACGCAAGCAGGGCGGCCAGAGCGGCUCCGGCUCUGGGUCGGGCACUACACAGAAGUGCAAGGGCAAGGGCAAUUCAAAAAACUGCCAAAAUUCCCUAGGAGAAAGGGCAAACGCAAAGGAGUGCAGCUGCUCGUGCCGCCAGCCACUCAUCGUCCUGGGGAAGGAGCAGCUGCUACAGCAGCCAUCGAUGCAUCAUCACUGGUACAUGAACCUCACUGUGCAAAGGAUCGCCGGCGUACCAAACUGCGCCAUACCAUGCAAGGGUCCGUUCUUCAGCAACGACGAAAAGGACUUCGCCGGCCUGUGGAUCGCCCUGUGGUCGGGUCUAUGCUUCUGCAGCACCCUCAUGACCCUAACCACAUUCAUCAUAGACACCGAAAGGUUUAAAUAUCCGGAGCGGCCCAUUGUCUUUCUCUCGGCCUGCUAUUUCAUGGUGGCCGUCGGCUAUCUGUCCCGCAACUUUCUGCAGAACGAGGAGAUCGCCUGCGAUGGACGUCUGCUGCGCGAAAGCUCUACCGGGCCGCACUCCUGUACGCUGGUCUUUCUGCUCACUUACUUCUUUGGCAUGGCCUCCUCGAUUUGGUGGGUCAUCCUGAGCUUCACCUGGUUCCUAGCAGCCGGUCUAAAGUGGGGCAAUGAGGCUAUCACCAAACACUCGCAGUACUUCCAUUUGGCCGCUUGGUUGAUACCCACAGUCCAGUCUGUGGCCGUCAUCUUGCUGUCCGCAGUCGAUGGAGAUCCCAUACUGGGAAUCUGCUACGUGGGCAACCUAAAUCCGGAUCACCUGAAGACCUUUGUGCUGGCGCCUCUCUUCGUCUAUUUGGUAAUUGGCACCACCUUCCUAAUGGCCGGCUUUGUUUCGCUCUUCCGCAUUCGAUCCGUGAUCAAGCAACAGGGCGGAGUGGGUGCCGGCGUUAAGGCGGACAAGCUGGAGAAGCUCAUGAUACGCAUUGGCAUCUUCUCGGUGCUCUACACCGUCCCAGCGACUAUUGUCAUCGGCUGCUAUCUGUACGAGGCGGCCUAUUUCGAAGAUUGGAUCAAAUCGCUGGCAUGCCCGUGUGCCCAGGUAAAGGGUCCGGGUAAGAAACCUCUCUACUCAGUGCUCAUGCUGAAGUACUUCAUGGCAUUGGCGGUGGGAAUCACGUCGGGUGUUUGGAUCUGGUCGGGCAAGACACUUGAGAGCUGGCGUCGGUUCUGGCGACGUUUAUUCGGCGCGCCCGAUCGCACUGGAGCCAAUCAGGCGCUGAUCAAGCAACGGCCACCCAUACCACAUCCCUAUGCUGGCUCCGGAAUGGGCAUGCCAGUGGGCUCGGCUGCGGGGUCGCUUUUGGCCACACCCUACACACAAGGCGGUGCCUCGGUGGCCUCCACUAGCCACCAUCAUCUGCACCACCAUGUUCUCAAGCAGCCAGCGGCCAGUCACGUAUGACAUGGAGAGUCAGGAGGAGCUUCAACCAUGGGUGGUGGCGGCGGCGGCAGUACGAUUGGCGGCGGCAGCGUGCUAGGCGGACACGGCACACUAAUGAGCACGGCGGGCAUGAGCAAUAGUACGGUUGGCGGUGGCGGUAUGUCUGGUAUGGGAGCUCCUCCUGGCAGCUUGUUACACGGAGGUGGGGUGGGCGGUGCUAACGGAGCGCCCGGCAAUGUGGGCGUCUAUGGCAAUGGCAAUGGUGUUGGUGUGGGCGCAAGUGGGGGCCAGAGUACAGCGCCCGGGUCGGUAAUAGACUCGCGGGCUGUCUCAGUGGUGGUUACUUUGCCCGGCGGGCAGGGCUCCCAGCAUCCGGGGCAGGCAUUGAGCGACUACGGUCCCAUAUAGUUAAUGGUACGCCCGGACACGGCGCACUGGGUCUCAACGAGCAGCUUCAGUCAGUUGUAAGGCCAUCAGUUUUUCUCUCACUCUCACUCUCUCACUUAAUCUCUCGCUCUCUCACUCAUUCACUCACUCACUCGCGCACUCACUGUCUCUUUUUUAAUCAAAGGUUUAAGCAACGCCAUAUUACUUUUGUAGCUGUAGUUUGUUAGAGCGCAGGCAUUAAAACGAAACUAUUUGUAUAACAUUCUAGUCCAAAAACCUUUGAGAAACAGCAGAAGAAGCAGAAGAAAACGUAGUAUAUGUAGAAGAACAAAAUAAGAUGAUGAAGAAGAAGAAGCAUGCCAGCAAAGAGCGAAUGGGGAGUGGAAGAAACGCUCUGGAACUUUCGAGAGCGCAAUAGAGUUGAAGGCACAGCUGAGAAGGCGCGCGUGGUCUAAACCAUUGGCUAUAUGAACAUAUGUAUGUCCCCGAUUGAUUUUUCAUUUUUUCCAUUACUUUUUCCAACGAAAUAGACUGAAAACAAAAAAUAUGCGUAUACCUAAAUAAAUAGUUUUUACGACCGUACAGCAAGCAGCAAUAGAUGCCCAUACGAAUUAAAAUACACGUAAAAUAAAACGUAAUCAAAAGGAGCAAAGAACUCUGCGCGAGUAAAUGCCACUGCCAAGUCAGAGCCACGAGCCAUAUUUCGAAAUUACAACUAACAUUUAAAGUAACUUACUACUUACUAUUAACCUAAACAUUACACAGUUCGAAUGCGUUAAAGCACACACAGGAAGUAGGAGUAGGAGUGGAGGACAAAGAAUCGGGGCAGAUGGGCAACAUUAUCAAAAGAUUGCCCGAUUGCACGGUACAUAUAAUGAGAACCAUUUGUAAAUUAUUUUCUAUCUAUAAGGCGUCGCACUAAAAUUAAGUUACAAUUUAUACACAAACACACAUACACACACACACACACACACACCCUUUUCUGUAAAUACUUCUAUGAAGCGUAGUUUGUAAACGUUUUUUUAAAACUAAAAAGCCGAAACAAAAACUAUGCCUAAACUAUAACACAUAAACUUAAAUUAAACUUACAUUUUAGUAAUUGCAUUUUAGCGUCGGAAAUCUACAAAAACGAACCCAACAACAACAGCAACAACAACUGCAUUUAAGCUCAAAAAAUUGAAUUUAAUUUUUAAAAACCCGCUAGAAAAUAAAUUGCCAACAAUUGCAGCUGACGCAGGGCAUUAUGCAUUUAGGCCGCAAACGAUUGUAUAAAGUAAACAAAAAAUAAAUAAACCUAUGUAUUAGUAAUAUAAUUAAACAUAGCGUUAGAUUUACAAAACAAACAAAAAAUGAAAGUGUGAAACAAAACAAAGAAAAUAUCUAUUAUGCAUUAACAACUAUUGUAUUUAAAUUUAAUAUUUAUAUAUGAAGCGACAUUAAGCGGUCAGCAUUUCGCAUUAAAAACACAAAAUAUUUCUUGAAAAAACAACAAAAGUAAAUAUAUAUAUAUAAAUAUAUAGCAACGAUGUGUA